AUGAUAGGAUCUGCCAACCUUGUUGGUAGCACUUUCUAUUUUGAUACUUUUUCUAUGCUUGAUUAUAAUAAUGAUUCUCAUACAUGCUUGUUGCCUAGUGUUGGUAAGAAUGUUUAUAUUAUAGAUAGUGGUGUCACUGAUCACAUGACAUCUGAUAAAACCAUUCUUUCUAACCUUACACCUCUUCUUGUUCCUUAUUUGGUAGCUUUGCCUAAUGGCUACAAGGCAAAGUACAAUUUGAUUUCUGUGCACAAACUUAUUACGCAAUUUCAUUGCAUGGUCUUAUUCACUUCUGUUUCUUGUAUUCUUAUACGGGACCUUUCCAUGAGGAUGCUUCUGGAUCUUGGUAAAUUGGACCAAGGACUCUAUAAGCUUCUUCACGACAAGAUUGUCAUACCUGUUUCUACUGCUUCUAGCUUAUUUCUUCCUGAUAGUGUGCUUCAUUCUUCUACUAGUACUAAGCCUACAUCUAACAUAAUUUUAAAGAAGCCAGAUCCAGUGGUAGUAGCAACAAAGCUGCUAGCACGAAAAAAAUUCGUGGACACAGGAAAACAAUUUAACAUGAUUGCUGCUUCUUGGAUACAAUUUAUGAUUCUUGAUUGGAUUGACCACUUGGAUGGAAGUGCUAUUUAUGGGAGCAACGUAGAGGUUUUGAAGAAAGUGAGAACAUUUAAAGAUGGAAAGUUAAAACUAUCAGCAGAUGAGCUCCUUGAACAAGAUGAAAAUGGAAAAAUCAUCUCUGGUGAUGUUCGCAACACUUGGACAGGACUUUUGACAUUGCAGACGCUCUUUGUUCAAAAAAAAUAUUCAGAUUUGGACGAUGAAGACUUGUAUCGUCGUGCAAGGCUGGUGACUUCUGCUAUCAUUGCAAAAGUUCAUACCAUGGAUUGGACUGUUGAGCUUCUCAAACUGAGACAACGCUUGCAGCACUACGUACCAAUUGGAAAGAAGUUUAAAGAUACAUUUGGGCAUGUUGGAGGUUCCAUUUUGGGUAGUUGUGUGGGAUUGAAGAAACCUGAGAAUCAUGGCGUGCCUUAUUACUUGACAGAGGAGUUUGAUCCCAAUGGGAGAUCUAAUAGGGGGGAAGGAGAAAAGAAUUUAUCACGAACUGAACUUACUAAGCAAAUGGUUUCAAUGGGCCACCAAGCUUGUGGUGCUCUUGAGCUUUGGAAUUAUCCAAUACGGAUGAGGGAUCUUGUUACCCAAGACAUUGAAGGGAAUGAUAGGCCAGAUCAUAUUGACCUUGCAGCUCUUGAAAGUAAGGACAGAGAAAGGAGUGUUGCUAGAUACAAUGAAUUUCGCAGGGAAGAUCUGACGGAUAAUGAGGAAGCCAUUAAAACUCUCCGUGAAGUAUAUGGUGAUGAUGUAGAAGAAUUGGAUCUAUUAGUGGGGAUAACGGCAGAGAAAAAGAUCAAGGGUUUUGCCAUCUCCGACACUGCCUUUUUCAUAUUCCUGCUCAUGGCAUCAACGAGGCUCGAAGCAGAUAAAUCUUUCACUAGCAAUUGCAACGAGGAGACAUACACAAAGAAAGGACGGGAAUGGGUGAAUACAACUGAAAGCUUGAAAGAUGUGUUGAUAGAUCAUCAUUAUCCAGAGAUGACUGAAAAAUGGAUGAAUUUCAGUUGCGCAUUCUUUGUGUAG
Lycium ferocissimum is the source of this 1641-nucleotide messenger RNA. RefSeq names its product alpha-dioxygenase 1-like. Bases 1 to 1641 code for a protein of 546 amino acids. The record is from RefSeq and is a predicted model, not a curated record. The transcript is spliced from 9 exons. Gene Ontology annotation, biological process: response to oxidative stress. NCBI's taxonomy places the organism in Eukaryota, Viridiplantae, Streptophyta, Magnoliopsida, Solanales, Solanaceae. Gene Ontology annotation, molecular function: peroxidase activity; heme binding; oxidoreductase activity, acting on single donors with incorporation of molecular oxygen, incorporation of two atoms of oxygen.